AUGGCUCCCUCGAGCCCUAUAUCCUUCGUUCCUGACGGGGAGAACUCAGCACUCUCGUCACCGCUUUCCAGCCUCUCACGUACACCAUCUCUAUCAUCUGUACCUCCGUCUCCCGAACUCACCGAUCCGACAAAGCGCUAUCCCUCACCCUCAACAACCGCAUCGGGUCCCCAUUCUCCAGACAAGAUGUGCGACCUCCCAUCUGAAGACGAGAUUGUCGCCAAACCUCUAGAUCCCUCGAGUGAAGAUCCUCCGCCUGCUAAGAAGCGCCGUAUCUCGCCCCCAAAGGAACGCACCACCGAAUACUUGGACCUGAUGAAACCUGAUGAGGAACUUACUGUCGAAGAUCACCGCCAGAUAAAGAGACUUCUUGACACGCUGCGCAAGAAGAAGAAGAUUGUUGUCAUUGCUGGCGCUGGUAUCUCUGUCUCGGCUGGAAUUCCCGACUUCCGCUCAUCCAAUGGCUUGUUCGCAACCGCCAAGAACCAACACAACCUGAAGGGUUCUGGCAAAGACCUAUUCGAUGCUUCGGUUUAUAGACACGACGACACUACCGAAUCUUUUCACACAAUGCUCAGAGAAAUGGCCGCAAUGACCAAGAGUGCGAGCCCUACACCCUUUCACCACAUGCUAGCAUCCUUGGCUAAAGAAGGCCGGCUAUUACGCCUUUAUACGCAAAACAUUGACUGCCUAGACACACAAAUGGAGCCUCUGGCUACUCAAGUUCCCCUCGACCCCAAAGGCCCGUGGCCUGUCACAAUCCAGUUGCAUGGCGGCCUCCAAAAAACGGUGUGCACCAAAUGUAGUAGUCUGGAAGACUUCAAUGGCGAGGUUUUUGAUGGUCCAAAGGCCCCACUUUGCACAGUAUGCAAAGAUAUUGACGACGUUCGAACAGCCCACGCAGGGAAACGAAGUCACGGCAUUGGCAGAAUACGACCACGAGUUGUGCUCUACAACGAGUACAAUCCAGACGAGGAUGCUAUCGGGAGUGUGUCCAAGGCGGAUCUUAAAGCCCGUCCUGAUGCUGUUAUCGUUGUUGGUACCACACUCAAGAUUCCUGGAACGCGUCGGCUUGUUAAGGAGCUGUGCCAGACUACACGCGGCCGAAGAAACGGUACUGCUAUUUGGAUCAAUGUGGACAACGAGCCUAAGGAUGUUUAUCUGAAGAAUUGCUGGGACAUCGUCGUGCGGUCAAAGUGCGAUAGCGUUGCUCGACUUGCAGAACUUCCUCCGUGGGAUGUCGCACUUGGAAAUGAUUAUGAUGUCACUACCGGAUACGCCCAGAAGAGAGAGGAUCUCAACAAGACCACAUUCGCUGUCAAUAUUCCUUCUGGCUCAACCUCGACACACUCCGAUGUUGAGCACAAGGUUGCGGCUAUACCAAAGCAAGUCAAACAGGCACAGGGCAUUCCAACUCCUCACGCAAGCCCAAAGAUCUCUGCAGUCAAAAAGCCUGCCCAAAAGAAGCAGAGCACGAUCUCAUUCGAUGGCAAACAAGCCGAUAAGCCGGCCCCGGCCCCGGCUGCUAAGCCCCGUGGACGCAAGAGAAAGAAUCUACCUGAUCAACCUAUGCCAUCCCUUAGCUCAAAGUUCAAGACGCGCAAAAACGUGACGAGCCAAGACAGCAAGGCAAAGCAACCGAAGACAUCAAAUAAGGAGAUAUCUGAUCAUACCUUUCCCUCCCUACGCCCCGAGCGUAGACCAUUAGUAGAGAGUUUCUCGCACACAUCCGAGUCUGACGAGAAAGACAACGGCCACAACUCAGGUUUUCCUUCAACUCCGGCUACUAAGAAGGAGAAGGACACAAUUUCACCAGCUAUUAUCCCUCAAUGCUUCAAGGGCCUCAUUGACUAG
Fusarium sp. VM40 is the source of this 1854-nucleotide messenger RNA. Lineage: Eukaryota; Fungi; Ascomycota; Sordariomycetes; Hypocreales; Nectriaceae. The record is from the annotation of a GenBank genome assembly.